AGGUGCCCCUGAACUGCGCAUGCUCCUAGACACGACGCCAUCUUGGAAUUUGAAUAUAUUGUGAAAGGGUCGGUAAAACAUUGGCGAAGGCUUGACGAGAAGAGCGAUAUAAGGCUGUUUCGAGACGCUCAGUGGUCCAUCUGGGCCCAAAUUUCGAUUUGACCACAAGUGAACAAUGAGUAGUUACCAGAUGAAUGCGUCUGGGGACCCUGCUAGGACCAUUGGUCCUAGCAGCGGUAACUACAUGGAUUUGUCCGACAUGCCAAUGGAGAACAAGCAACAACAGACCAUGAUGUGGCAGCAGAACCAGUACAUGACAGAUUCUGGCAUCCACUCAGGUGCAACCACACAGGCCCCCUCCAUCAGCAGCAAGACUGGCCCCGGGGAAGAAAUAGAGGAUGAGAACAUGGAUCCAUCCAAGAUGAUGUUUGACUGGGGGCCAGGCAACUUCAGCGACGGCUAUGGCCAGGAACAGGUGGAUGAUAUCAACCAGCAGUUGAAUCAAACCCGCUCCCAACGAGUGCGAGCAGCCAUGUUCCCAGAGACGCUGCCUGCUGGUGUCCAGAUCCCCUCCACACAAAUACACCCUGACCAGCCCACAGCAGUUCAGAGGCUCAGCGAACCAUCGCAGAUGCUGAAACACGCUGUUGUCAAUCUCAUCAACUACCAGGAUGAUGCUGAUCUGGCAACAAGGGCCAUCCCCGAGCUGAUCAAACUGCUGAAUGACGAGGACCAAGUGGUGGUGAGCCAAGCAGCGAUGAUGGUACACCAGCUGUCAAAGAAAGAGGCCAGUCGCCACGCCAUCAUGAAUUCCCCCCAAAUGGUUGCUGCUCUCGUGCGUGCCAUGAACAACACAGACGACCUGGAGACCACUCGCUGUGCCGCCGGAACCCUGCACAACUUGUCACAUCAUAGACAGGGUCUCCUGGCCAUAUUCAAAUCUGGAGGAAUACCAGCUCUUGUCAAACUCCUCAGUUCACCAGUGGAGUCAGUCCUGUUCUAUGCAAUCACCACACUGCACAACCUCCUGCUCCAUCAAGAGGGGUCCAAGAUGGCCGUGCGCCUGGCGGGAGGCUUACAGAAGAUGGUUGCACUCCUACAAAGAAACAACAAUGUCAAGUUCCUCGCUAUCACCACCGACUGUCUGCAGAUCCUUGCCUAUGGAAACCAGGAAAGCAAACUGAUCAUCCUAGCCAGUGGAGGACCCGGAGAGCUGGUCCGUAUCAUGAAAUCCUACACAUAUGAAAAACUGUUGUGGACAACAUCUCGUGUUCUGAAGGUGCUAUCGGUCUGCUCCAGCAACAAGCCAGCCAUUGUAGAAGCAGGAGGAAUGGCAAGCCUGGCUAUGCACCUUGGUCAUCAGAGUCAGAGGCUGGUCCAGAACUGUCUGUGGACACUCAGAAACUUGUCUGAUGCUGCAACAAGAAUUGAUGCAGUUGAAGGCCUCCUCCAGAUGUUGGUCCAACUCCUAACAUCCAACGACAUCAAUGUAGUCACCUGUGCCGCAGGUAUUCUGUCCAACUUGACCUGCAACAACCAGAGGAACAAAGUGAUGGUAUGCCAGGUUGGCGGAAUCGAGGCGCUAGUACGGACCAUCAUGCAGGCCGGAGACCGAGAGGAAAUCACCGAACCAGCUGUGUGUGCUCUACGCCACUUGACAGCCCGUCACCCAGAAGCAGAAAUGGCCCAGAAUGCUGUGCGCCUCCACUACGGCCUUCCAGUGCUAGUCAAGCUCCUUCACCCACCAAGUCGCUGGCCCCUCAUCAAGGCUGUUGUUGGUCUGAUCCGUAACCUCGCCCUGUGCCCUGCAAACCACGCCCCACUCCGGGAACACGGUGCUCUACCCCGCAUCGUACAACUCCUCAUCAGAGCACACCAGGACACUCAAAGGAGAGCCUCCAUCAGUUCCAAUAAUGGCGGUUCCAGCUAUGUCGAUGGUGUCAGAAUGGAGGAGAUCGUUGAGGGAACAGUUGGGGCACUUCACAUCCUCGCCCGCGAGGCUCACAACAGAGCAGUCAUCAGAGGCCUGAAUUGUAUCCCACUUUUCGUUCAGCUGCUGUAUUCCCCCGUUGAGAACAUCCAGAGAGUGGCAGCGGGCGUGCUGUGCGAGCUGGCCGCUGACAAGGAGGGAGCCGAGAUGAUCGAACAAGAGGGCGCCACUGCCCCCCUCACCGAGCUGCUACACUCACGGAAUGAGGGUGUUGCAACCUAUGCCGCUGCUGUGCUGUUCCGCAUGUCUGAAGAUAAGCCCCAGGACUACAAGAAGAGACUGUCCAUGGAACUGACCAGCUCCCUGUACAGAGGAGACCAGAACAUCCCUUGGUCAGAGCCCCCAGGGUUCAAUGUCGGGAUGAACCUGCCCCCGGAGGGUACCAGUGACACGUUGUAUGCCCCUCCCCAUCAUGGAAGUCAAGGAAGUAUGUACAGUGGUAGCCAACAUGACAUGGAUCGAGGACAAUCAGGCUUCAACUGAAAUCUGCACAUUUGAACCAAGGAACGAAUUUCUUCCAGAUUAUGAAGGACAAGUCCCAAUAAAUUCAAUGCAAGGCCUAGAAAUCGGCAGCCACCACGGUAGUGGCUAUGGCCACAUGGACAAUUUGCCCGAUCUGGGCCCUGGAUCAGGAGAUCUUAAUUUCGAAACUCUCGACUCCAGUCUCCCCCAACAGCCCCAAGGAGGGGAUAAUCAAGGCAUGGCCUGGUUCGAUACCGACCUUUGAACUCUGAACUCUGAACAGAACAGUGGUAAAGACACUUAAUCAACAGUCGGAUUGACUGACUUGAGAAGGAAGUGGAUCUGUACAAGCUAGUGCAAACUGUUAGGAUCGAGUCACAAGGAUACAGCUAGCUGUGUCAAAUACUGACAGUGGACUGACAGGGUUUGGUUGGAGCAGCCUUCAAGCAUAUCAGUGACUACUUGACUGAAAAAAAAAAUCUAUUUAUGCUAUUUACAGAAGCAAGACUUAAUGUCUAAGGUGUUUUCUGUUGGCUAUGUGUAUGAUUCUCAAUGUAAACCUUGUACUUUGUCAGUUUUUGAAAUGUUAAUCCGAAUUUUAUAAUGGCAGGACCAGUAAUGUAUAUAGUUUCAUUAUUUCAUUCCUUUCAGAACAAGUUUUGGAGAGGUAGUCCUUUUUCAACACAUUAACACUACAUUGGCACUGUCACUUCUGAGAUGUCAUUCUGCAGCUGUAUUGAAGGAAUACAAAAAAUGCCAUGUGACGCUUCCGUUUUACAUGCGUUUUUCUGAUUAUCAAUCAAAAUUUUAUUUUGUUGAACGAGUUUAUUUUAACUACAAAUAUAUAUAUUUAUGACCAAGAAAUGUAGUAGGAUGUUAUUUUAGUCAGAAGUAUCUGGUGAAUAACUGCUUCUUUGGCGUGAGCAAAAUUUCUUCUAUCAUUACUAAGGGUUGUGAAAUUUUAAAAGUUUUUUUUACAUAAACCACUCAUCUAUCAUGCAUUCACUCUUUCCCCCCAUCUUUUAUCUAUAUAUUAUCUAUGAACAUGUUUUACAUGAUGAAUAUUUGUGAAGAGAUUUUUUUUUUCAAAGUAUAUAGUAUUUGCAUUUAAUAGAGGCAAUUUUGAUAGAUUUUCAUUUUUUGACGUUAAUUAGUAUACCAUCAACCUAGUGAUUCAUUCAUGCCACUUUUUUGUAACGCUCUUAGCCAAAUGUAGUUGUAGCUGACUGUUUUAGUACCUCUGUGCAUGACGACAAUAAAAAAGAUGGUGUUUUAUAUA
Haliotis rufescens (red abalone) is the source of this 3731-nucleotide messenger RNA. Its product is annotated as catenin beta-like. Gene Ontology annotation, molecular function: alpha-catenin binding; protein phosphatase binding; cadherin binding. The transcript has 16 exons. Gene Ontology annotation, cellular component: adherens junction; catenin complex. The record is from RefSeq and is a predicted model, not a curated record. Lineage: Eukaryota; Metazoa; Mollusca; Gastropoda; Lepetellida; Haliotidae. Gene Ontology annotation, biological process: positive regulation of transcription by RNA polymerase II; cell adhesion. The coding region runs from base 176 to 2473 and encodes 765 amino acids.